Molecule: messenger RNA, 5395 nt
Organism: Lampris incognitus (smalleye Pacific opah)
Lineage: Eukaryota; Metazoa; Chordata; Actinopteri; Lampriformes; Lampridae
Gene: sall1a
Product: spalt-like transcription factor 1a
Exons: 3
Coding region: 201-4124 (1307 amino acids)
Biological process (GO): regulation of transcription by RNA polymerase II
Cellular component (GO): nucleus
Molecular function (GO): DNA-binding transcription factor activity, RNA polymerase II-specific; RNA polymerase II cis-regulatory region sequence-specific DNA binding
Source: RefSeq, a predicted model, not a curated record
UUAAAGAGACUUCAUUUGAAUAGGGGGGCUGGCGAGGUGCCAAUCGCCUUUCAAAGAAGCCCCGUAUGAUUAAUCGCAAAGCAUUAUUGAUAAUCAUAACGGGGCACAUGCGCGGUGGAUGGGCUCGUAUUUCGUAAUUCCGAGGCGAUUUUUUUAGUCAUUUUUUUUUCUAUUCUUCGCUUGCUGAUGUGCGAGCCAACAUGUCGCGGAGGAAACAAGCGAAGCCGCAACACUUCCAGUCCGAACCUCAUCAGCCCUUAUCGGAACACAAUGGGGACACAGAACCUUGUUCGGAGGACACCCCCUGCAAGGAGUCAGAUGCCCACGUCUGCAGCAGAUGUUGUGCCGAGUUCUUUGAACUUCUGGAUCUUGAAGAACACCAGAAGAAUUGCACUAAGAAUCAAUUAGUUCUGAUUGUGAAUGAACAUCCUCCCUCCCCCACUGGAACCUUCUCGCCUGGCUCCCCUCCCAAUAAUCCUGAUGACCAGAUGAAUGACACAGCUAAUAACACUGAUCAAGCAGAGUGCAGUGACCUUUUGGAGCCCAGUGCUCUCGAAAAAGAAGAAUCCAUGGACAUGGAUGUUUCUGGAGUCAGUAGUGGGCAUGAAGAGGAAGGUAGCCACGAAGAGAGUGGGAGUCCCAUAAACACAGGCAGUAGCAAUGGCGGUAGGGGCAGUUCAGGCCCUGCAGUGGGUACUUCAGCUAUUUCUGCCCCUUUACCUCAGCUCGGCAAUCUGACUGAACUAGGGAACUUCUCCAUGAUCAACAGCAACGUUAUCAUAGAAAACCUUCAGAGCACCAAAGUGGCAGUGGCCCAGUUUUCUCAGGAGGCCCGCUCCUCAGGGGGCCCCAGGGUGGCAGUACCAGCUCUGAUGGAACAACUCCUAGCCCUACAACAACAACAGAUCCACCAGCUUCAGCUCAUUGAGCAGAUCCGUAACCAGAUCCUGCUCCUGGCAUCCCAGUCUCCAGAAAUGCAGGUUCCCCCAAAUUCUGCUCCAGGCACGAUGGGGCCUGCUGCCAGCCCGCUCUCUACACUUAGUUCCCAUCUAUCUCAACAGCUGGCUGCAGCCGCAGGCCUAGCACAGAGUCUGGCUAGUCAGUCAGCCAGUAUCAGCAGCCUGAAGCAGCUGGCUGCAGCGGCACAGCUACCUCAGCCAAGCCACAGUAGUAGUGAGACAUCUCAGAGCAUUAGCACACUGGGGCCGUCAACAAUCAAUGCCCAUUCCUCUGAGAAGAGGUCGAGUCAUAUGAGCAGCCUCCAUUCUCAGCUCAGCAACCCCUCACUAGCCACAUCAUCUACUCCAGCAUUUGGGAUAAGUAGCUUGUUAAACUCUACAGUCAACCCACUUCUACCUCAGCCCCCACCUGGCAACCCCAUGUUUUCUAGCUCCAUUCCCAGUGUUGGCACCACUGUCGAGGACCUCAACUCAUUAGCAGCUCUGGCCCAGCAGAGGAAAGGCAAGCCACCGAAUGUUACAUCGUUUGAGCACAAGAGCAGCUCAGAUGACACUUUCUUCAAGCAUAAGUGUCGAUUUUGUGCCAAGGUGUUUGGGAGUGACAGUGCCUUGCAGAUCCACCUGCGCUCUCAUACUGGGGAAAGGCCGUACAAGUGUAACAUCUGUGGUAACCGCUUCUCCACCCGUGGCAACCUGAAGGUCCAUUUCCAACGUCAUAAAGAGAAAUAUCCACACAUACAGAUGAACCCCUACCCUGUACCUGAGCAUUUAGACAACAUACCAACGAGCACGGGCAUUCCAUAUGGCAUGUCGAUGCCCCCGGAAAAGCCUGUCACCAGCUGGCUGGAUAGUAAGCCUGUCUUGUCCACUUUGACUUCCUCAGUAGGCAUGCUACUGCCACCAACCAUGCCUAGCUUACCACAUUUCAUCAAAAAAGAGGAUCAUUCAAUAGCCAUAACCAGCCCUACUGUUACUGCUAAGAGUGACUCAGGUGCCACCGAGCCGUCGGCUAGAAGUAACGAUGGAGUGACUGGAGAGGUUGAAGGUGCAACCUUGCCUACCUCAAAUGGAAAAACUGAAGAGGGAAGCCACUCCUCUAGCCUCACCACAAAUAUGAGCUCUGCCUCAGAGAGCACAGCUGAGUACACAACAUCUAACAGCCCUCCCAUGAUGACCAAUCCUCUUAUGCCCCUCAUGUCUGAGCAGUUUAAGGCUAAGUUCCCCUUUGGUGGCAUUCUAGAUCCUCUCCAGGGGUCCGAGACCUCUAAGCUACAGCAGCUUGUAGAGAACAUUGACAGGAAAGUGACAGACCCCAAUGAGUGUGUCAUCUGCCACCGUGUGCUUAGCUGCCAGAGUGCACUGAAAAUGCAUUACCGCACUCACACUGGGGAAAGGCCCUUUAAGUGCAAGGUCUGUGGCAGGGCAUUCACCACCAAGGGCAAUCUGAAGACGCACUACAGUGUCCACAGGGCCAUGCCGCCACUGAGAGUCCAACACUCCUGCCCCAUAUGUCAGAAGAAGUUCACUAAUGCUGUGGUUCUGCAGCAGCACAUCCGCAUGCACAUGGGUGGGCAGAUCCCCAACACCCCACUGCCUGACAGUUACCCUGAGUCCAUGGGCUCUGACACAGGCUCAUUUGAGGAGAGAAACUUUGAUGAAAAUGAUAAUUUCUCAGAUGACAACAUUGAAGGCAUGGAGGAGGGCCUGGACAGCAGUAUCCCAGACACACCAAGGUCAGCUGACGCCUCCCAUGAUAGCUUGUGUAAUUCCCCAACUCCUCUUGAUGCAGCUAGCCAGGAUGGACAAGAAACAAAUGGCCAACAGCAGGCCCAUAAUAAUGAGAGGGAGGAACAACAAGCCAACCGAUUGAAAGCUGUGGUAAAUGGCUCAGUUGAAGGGGACUGCCUCACCAACGACUCUUCAUCCCUGGGAGGAGAUAUUGAAAGCCAAAGUGCUGGGAGUCCAGCUGUGUCAGAAUCUACCUCCUCCAUGCAGGCGCCAUCCCCUACUGGGAUCCAGCCACAACACCGCAGAUCCCCUAGCCUGGAAGAAAGACACCAGAGGGCCUUAUCCCUGGAGCACAUUAGUGCAAGCCUCAUGCACUCUCACCAAUCCAGCAUAGGAGCGCUAGACCUGACAUCUGUCAACCCCGCUAAAGAGCCCCUGGGCAUAAUCUUCCCCUUCCGUGAACGUAGCACCAUCAAGAACACAGCCUGUGACAUCUGCGGGAAGACAUUUGCAUGUCAGAGUGCCUUGGACAUUCACUACCGAAGCCAUACCAAAGAACGACCAUUCAUUUGCACGGCCUGUAACCGGGGGUUCUCCACCAAGGGCAACCUCAAGCAGCACAUGCUCACCCAUCAGAUGAGAGACCUGCCCUCACAGCUCUUUGAGCCCUCCAGCACCAGCUUGUCCUCUAGUCCUACUCCUUCCCUCCUCUCUGUAGGCUCCCUCAUCAAGCCUGAGGUCAACGGCUUCCUCCACAGCCUCCACUCGGAGAACAAGGAAAUGCUUCCUGGCUUAGUCACAUCAUCUGCCUCCACCUCACCGGUGCUGUCAGCUGCCCCACCACGACGGACACCAAAGCAGCACUUCUGCAACACCUGUGGGAAGACUUUCUCCUCCUCCAGUGCUUUGCAGAUCCAUGAGAGAACCCAUACUGGGGAGAAACCAUUUGCCUGCACCAUCUGUGGUCGGGCUUUCACCACCAAAGGAAACCUCAAGGUUCACAUGGGCACGCACAUGUGGAACAGUGCUCCUGCUAGACGUGGCCGUAGGCUCUCCGUGGAUGGGCCAAUGGCCUUCUUGGGAACCAACCCUGUCAAGUUUCCUGAGCUCUUCCAGAAGGACAUGGUAUCAAGGGCAAGCAACGGGGACCCGGGCAGUUUCUGGAAUCAGUACGCCACAGCGUUCUCCAACGGGCUGGCCAUGAAGACAAAUGAAAUUUCUGUCAUCCAGAAUGGAGGCCUCCCACCUAUGUCAGGCAGUGUGGGGAAUGGGGGUAGCUCGCCCAUCGGCGGCCUUACUGGUAGCCUAGACAAGCUGCACAGUACUGAACCCAAUGCUGCACUGGCUGGCCUGGAGAAAAUGGCCAACACAGAAAAUGGGACCCAUUUCCGGUUCACACGUUUCAUGGAGGACAAUAAAGAGAUUGCCACUAACUAGAGUGUGUGUUCUUAUUUGUGCAACGACACAUGAAGAUGUCUGAGGGCAUUCUGUACACAUGCAAACAAGUGAAAGAGAACAAGACAAGGACACAAAGAACUGAACUGCUUUGGCUUGCCAUCAAAACUUUACGAACACGAGUGUGAAGACAAGUUGCUUUUUUGUACAAUGUACAACAUGUUAUAGUUUUAAGGAGCUUAUUUAUUAGUGAUUAUAACCUUGCUCGGAAUCAAGUGGAAGCAGUUAGUUAACAGUUAGUUUUCUUUGUUUUAAAGCCAGAAUGGGUAUGUAUGAGUGCUUAAAAUGUGCUUUUAAAACUUAGCCUAUCUGGGUAGCUAACUUUACCUCGGUAUUAAGUUAUUUUCUGUCUGUAGUAGCUAUAUAACAAAGCUGUUGAUGUUCAUGUGAUGCAUUAGCUCUGAAAUAAACAGACCGGCUGUAAAUAAUGUACCGUUCUAUUCUAGAUGGCCUAACAUCUGUGUAUUCAUGUCCCCUCAUGGAAAAAAAACAAAAAAAAAAACAAACCAUGAAUAUGGUAGUUUCUUUCUCUCCAACUGAUUUUAUUUAACAAAAAGCAUUCAAGUUUGUUGCAUUUCAAGGGUUUCUUUAGUGUUAACCUGUUGUGUUGUUACUGUUUCUGUGUAUUGUACUUUUUGGUAACUUACAUAGUUUCUAUUUUUAUUUUCUCAUCUCUUUGUUUUUGUUUAUUCUUUUUUUUCUUUUUUUUCUCUUUUUUUUUGGUGUGAAGUUUAAAGCAAGACAGUGGCUGAGAGGGGAACGUUUUUGACAAGCCCGUCUCUGUGUUUUCUAAGACAGAGACAGCCAAUCAAAUGGGCAGGACUCUCCUUCAGCCACCUGGCUGCAUUUCCACAUUGCUGCUACCCUAGGAGCAUCCUCAUUGACAUCAAGUGCAAAGUUAUGUGUUGACGCUUCUGUAAAUAUGUUCAGACGUGGAAAUACAAACUUUCUUGCAACAAAUUGUACAUAUAGCUCUCACGAGACAAAGUCCAUUGUGGCCAGGGGACAAAAUGAUAGUGUUUUUAUAAAUAUAAAUAUAUAUUAGGUUUGACAACCUUCGGACUGUCACAUGCACUUUCUUGGAAAGUUGGAAGAUCUUUAUGGGUCCAGUUUCUUUACACUUUAAUACCUACUAACAACUAAGAUACUGUAAUUCUUUACUCUAAUAAUCAAAUACAUCCGUUUUCCAAAAGAGGCAUUGUGUGUUUGUGUGUUUUUAUUGUUUAUUUUAUGACACUGUAGCUAUAUCCUAA